Otolemur garnettii (small-eared galago) is the source of this 640-nucleotide messenger RNA. RefSeq names its product chromosome unknown C8orf59 homolog (gene RBIS). The coding region runs from base 66 to 263 and encodes 65 amino acids. NCBI's taxonomy places the organism in Eukaryota, Metazoa, Chordata, Mammalia, Primates, Galagidae. The transcript is spliced from 3 exons. The record is from RefSeq and is a predicted model, not a curated record. Gene Ontology annotation, biological process: ribosome biogenesis. Gene Ontology annotation, cellular component: nucleolus.
CUUGUGGGUGCAGAUGACGUUGCCGGGACUGAAGGAAGUUGCACGCGGAUAUCAAACGUCUGACAAUGGCCAAGAACAAAUUCAGAGGGCAGAAGUCCAGGAAUGUAUUUCACAUAGCCAGCCAAAAAAACUUUAAGGCUAAAAACAAAGCAAAACCAGUUACCACUAAUCUUAAGAAGGUAAGUAUUUUAAAUCCUCAGCGACGUCAUGAAAGUGAACCAGUUAACGUUGAUGAAGCUACAAAAUUAAUGGCUCUGUUGUAAUACAGUGGCGAUGCAUCUACUUCCCCAAAAAGACCAAUAAAUUAAACAUUUUAUACAACUUUAUUUUAAAAAAUCUUGUUAAUGUACAGGCAUUGGCACAUUUUAAAAACAAACUACAUAAACAGAUCUUUCCUGUAAUCUAGGAAAGUGGAAUGUCAGAAGUCAACAAAAUGUGAUAAAGUGCUAGAACAGAAGGCACUUCACAAACUCUGUUCACUGAAACAGUCAUAUAUCCGCAUUUACAUCCUUCACUUUAUAAGCGGCAGUGAAUGUCUGUUUGGACUGAAGGACAUACAAGAAUACAAUUUCAUGGCAGUAAAAAUAUAAGACAAAUGAUGAGCCCUUCGCUAACUUAUUUUGUUUUUGCUGACCUAUAC